This is a messenger RNA of Aspergillus clavatus NRRL 1, 2631 nucleotides long. RefSeq names its product putative cell cycle control protein (Cwf22). Bases 1 to 2631 code for a protein of 876 amino acids. NCBI's taxonomy places the organism in Eukaryota, Fungi, Ascomycota, Eurotiomycetes, Eurotiales, Aspergillaceae. The record is from RefSeq and is a predicted model, not a curated record. The transcript has a single exon. Gene Ontology annotation, cellular component: catalytic step 2 spliceosome. Gene Ontology annotation, biological process: mRNA splicing, via spliceosome. Gene Ontology annotation, molecular function: RNA binding; protein binding.
AUGACGGACUCUGCUGUGUUGCAGUCCGCUGUUCGCGUGCCUACACCUCCUCCAGGCAUCUCGUACUCUCCACAGCCUUCAGCAUCACGAAAACGCUCUCCUCCAUCUCGUUCCCCUUCCCCUAAUCGUCGUCGCUCGCCACCCGGCGACUCGCUGAAGGAGGAUGAGGGUGCGCCGCGUAUCGACCCGGAGCGCGCGGUUGAACGAGAACGCCAGCUCGCGGAGCGUCUACGUCAGCAUGAGAAGCAGGAAGCUGCGCGGAAACCGAUGACGGAGGAGGAGAAGCAAGCUGCAGCCAAAGCUGAAUAUGAAAAGCUUUUGAACAUGCGCUCUGGAGGUACAUACAUUCCGCCUGCCCGGCUGCGCGCUCUCCAGGCGCAGAUCACGGAUAAGACCAGCAAGGAAUACCAGCGCAUGGCUUGGGAAGCUUUGAAAAAGUCCAUCAACGGUCUCAUCAACAAGGUCAACGUGUCCAACAUCAAGUUCAUCGUGCCCGAGCUCUUUGGGGAGAAUUUGGUUCGCGGACGAGGUCUGUUCUGCAGAAGCAUUAUGAAAGCGCAAGCGGCGAGUUUGCCAUUUACUCCGAUCUACGCUGCAAUGGCAGCCAUUGUCAACACAAAGUUACCGCAGGUCGGAGAACUGCUUCUUAACCGCCUGAUUGUUCAGUUUCGGAAAGCGUUCAAGCGAAACGACAAAGCCGUCUGUAUCUCGUCUACUACCUUCAUCGCGCAUUUGUGCAACCAGCAAGUUGCCCACGAAAUGCUUGCCGCUCAGAUCCUUCUCCUCCUGCUCCACAAGCCUACCGAUGACAGUGUUGAAAUCGCGGUCGGUCUGACAAGAGAGGUUGGCCAGCAUUUGGAGGAAAUGAGUGGUCCUAUCGCUUUGGCGGUAUUUGAUCAAUUCAGGAACAUCCUUCACGAAGCCGAUAUCGACAAACGAGUACAAUAUAUGAUCGAAGUUCUGUUCCAAGUGCGUAAGGACAGGUACAAGGAUAAUCCAGCUGUCAAGGAGGAGCUUGAUCUGGUCGAGGAAGAGGAUCAGAUUACUCACCGCAUCGGCCUGGAUGAUGAGAUUGAAACGCAGGACGGGCUCAACGUCUUCAAGUUCGAUCCUCAGUGGGAGGAACACGAAGAGGCCUACAAGAAGCUCAAGGCCGAAAUCCUCGGGGAGGGUAGUGAUGAUGAAGAGGACGAGGAUGAGACAGAUGAGAGCUCGGACGAGGAGGAGGCUGAAGAACGCCAGAUGGAGAUCAAGGAUCAAAGCAACACAGAUCUCGUCAACCUCCGGCGAACCAUCUACUUGACAAUCAUGUCUAGCAUCGACUUUGAAGAAUGUUGCCACAAACUCAUGAAGAUCUCAUUGCCGCCUGGCCUGGAGCCAGAGCUUCCUUCCAUGAUCAUUGAGUGCUGUUCCCAGGAGCGAACAUACUCGAAGUUCUAUGGAUUGAUUGGUGAACGGUUCGCGAAGAUCAACCGUAUGUGGUCCGAUCUCUUUGAAGCAGCAUUUGCCAAAUAUUACGACACCAUCCAUCGGUUUGAGACCAAUCGUCUACGUAAUAUCGCGCGUUUCUUCGGCCAUAUGCUGAGCACAGACGCCAUCGGCUGGCAUGUCUUGUCCAUUGUCCACCUGAAUGAGGAUGAAACGACAUCGAGCAGUCGUAUUUUCAUCAAGAUUCUAUUCCAGGAUCUAGGAGAGCACCUUGGCCUACCCAAGUUGAAGGAGCGCAUGAGGGACGAGAUUCUGCGCCCCAGCUUCGAGGGUCUCUUCCCCUUGGACAACCCGCGGCAUACCCGCUUCUCGAUCAAUUACUUCACAAGUAUUGGGUUUGGUGUUCUGACCGAAGACAUGCGGGAGCAUUUACAGAAUCUUCCAAAACCUACCGUUCCUGCAUUGCCUGCGCGCGCUGCAGAGUCCGACUCGGAGUCUGUCAGUUCCCAUUCUACGUGCUCCACAUGCACCGGCUCGCGCUCGCGAUCAUACUCACGAUCCCCUUCGCGGAGCCGUGGCCGUGCUCGAUCUGUCAGUCGAGGCAGAUCUUACUCGAGAUCAGUGUCGGGAUCGUCGCGCGGAAGGAGCUAUACCCCCAGCUACAGUUCUUGGUCGAGAUCCCCGGUCUCGAAGUCUCGACGCCGCUCGAUUUCGUAUAGUCGGUCACGCUCGCCUCCAGGUCGUCGCAGAUCGUCGGUUUCUCGCACCCCUCCUCGAAGGGUACGUGAUAAAUCGUCCGAUUCACGUUCCCCUUCCCGCUCCGUCACACCGCCGCGCAGACGCGGCUCGCACAGCCGCAGAGACCGUAGUUACUCCAGAUCCCCCUCUCGCUCGGUCACUCCACCUCCUCGGACGCAGGCAAAAGGCGCACGUGGCAAACGCUACUCCUCGCAGUCUCUUUCGCCUCCUCGUCGACGCGUUGAAAGGGGUAUCUCAGCAUCUCGCUCUCCUCCUCGACGUCCGCCUCCCGGCCGUCGUCCCCGUGACGAUUCCAUAUCGCGCUCCCCGAGCCCUCGACCUGCUCGAAGGAGGAGAAACUCGAGCUCAGUCUCAGCAUCUCCACCUCCUGCUCGCGGAUACAAUAAGCGCAGAUCUCCAUCCCGGACUCCACCCCGUCGGGGUCGUGCCUCCGAUUACCUAUGA